AUGGCAUCAUAUACAUUCAAGGAGCUUGAUCGCUUACGAAUGCCACUGGAAGAAAUAGUAAAAGUCACGAAUAACUUUGCGGAUGAAAACAUCAUCGGGAAAGGUGGUUUGGGUAACGUUUACAAAGGGUGGCUCAUGCGCGAUGGGGAGUGGCAGAGUGUUUCUGCGCGAAGGUUUGAUAGUACGGAUGGGCGGCGGGGAGGAGAAAACAUUGAGUUCUUGACCGAGAUCACUACGCUUUCUAGUCUGCUCAAGCAUGAAAAUGAUCAUUUCGUCCCUGUAGUUGGGUUCUGCGAGGAGGGAGGUGAAAAGAUCAUCGUAAGCCGCUAUCAAGCCAACGGAAGUCUAAUGAUGCAUUUAAGCGACCCGGCAUCCUUCACAUGGUUUAAAAGGGUCGAGUCAUCAGUGCAAGUUGCCAAAGCAAUAUGCUACCUCCAUAGUGGGACGUCGGAUAGCCGUCACAAGGACACAAUGCGUAGAUUCGAAAACGGAAUUACGGUGGAAUCUUUUAAUGCCUACUUAGCCAUCAAACCGUCACGGCUUGAUACACUUACCAUACUGAUUAGCCAUCCAAUCGUCACAGACCCCAACCUGACACAACCUGACCCAGACCCAAGCUGA
This is a messenger RNA of Erigeron canadensis, 621 nucleotides long. RefSeq names its product probable serine/threonine-protein kinase PBL28. Gene Ontology annotation, molecular function: transmembrane receptor protein tyrosine kinase activity; ATP binding. Bases 1 to 621 code for a protein of 206 amino acids. The transcript has 2 exons. Gene Ontology annotation, biological process: protein autophosphorylation. Gene Ontology annotation, cellular component: plasmodesma; plasma membrane. NCBI's taxonomy places the organism in Eukaryota, Viridiplantae, Streptophyta, Magnoliopsida, Asterales, Asteraceae. The record is from RefSeq and is a predicted model, not a curated record.